Messenger RNA from Lolium rigidum, 957 nucleotides. Its product is annotated as zinc finger protein ZAT1-like. The transcript has a single exon. The record is from RefSeq and is a predicted model, not a curated record. Bases 1 to 957 code for a protein of 318 amino acids. Lineage: Eukaryota; Viridiplantae; Streptophyta; Magnoliopsida; Poales; Poaceae. Gene Ontology annotation, biological process: regulation of DNA-templated transcription.
AUGGCGAAGACCACAUGCAAGCUCUGCUUCCGCCGCUUCGCCAGCCCCCGCGCCCUGGCCGGGCACAUGCGGUCCCACUCCCUCGCCACCGCCGCCGCCGCCGCGAGGCAACAGAUCUCCACCGCGUCCUCCGCCGCGGCGACCACCGACGAGGACGUGGGGUUCAAGAGGCCGCUCCCAAUCUACACGCUCCGGGAGAACCCGAAGCGCAGCCUGCGCGUGUCCGAGUCCUCGGAUCGCGAGAGCGAGGCCGAGUCCACCCCGCCGCGGGCCAAGCGGGCGCUGGCUGGGGCUGGCGCCUGGGGCGAGGCCGAGCCGGUGAGCUCGCUGUCGGACGCGGCCACGCCCGAGGAGGACGUGGCGCUGUCGCUGAUGAUGCUGUCCCGCGACUCGUGGCCGUCGGCGGACUACGGCGACGGCUACGAGUACUCGGACGACGACGACGACGAGGAGGAGAGCGACGGCGGGUACGCGCUGGUCCCCGUCCCCGAUCGGGCGCGGGCGCCGGCGGCGGCGGAGAAGCGCACGCGUUUCCAGUGCGGCGCGUGCAAGAAGGUGUUCCGGUCGUACCAGGCGCUGGGCGGGCACCGCGCCAGCCACGUGCGCGGCGGCCGGGGCGGCUGCUGCGCGCCCCCCGUCGCCCCGCCUCCUACCCCGGCAGCGCCGAAGCCGCGUCAGGCGCCGCCAUUGGACGGGGAGGGGCAGCCGCGCGAGUGCCCCUACUGCUACCGCGUGUUCCCGUCCGGGCAGGCCCUCGGCGGCCACAAGCGGUCCCACGUCUGCAUCGCCGCGGCGGCUGCGGCCCAGGCGCACGCCGCCGCCGGUGUCGCUCCUCCUGCCCCGGACGCGGCCAGGGACCUGGAAGACAUGAUCGAUCUGAACGUGGCGCUGCCGUUCGAGGAGGUGGAGGUGUCGGCCGUGUCGGAUCCCCGCUUCCCUUCCAACCCAGCUUCCUGA